CAGAGAAGACAUCCUUUUUUUUUUUAACAAGAAAGAGAAAACAUCCUUAGUUGUCUUUAGAUAUCCGCUGGUGGAAAGAAAGCUUCUGUUAUCGGGGUUAUCACCUUAAAAAAAAAAAAAAACUUUCAACCCUCAAGUACAAGUCCUAUCAUAAACAUUUGUUUUCAAUGGCAGGUCGAAGCCUUAAUUGAAAACAGUCUUUGACAUAAGCGGGUCUCAAAGACUGGAGGUCAAGGAGUAUGGCCUGCAUAAAAUAUUGACCUCAUUUACUGAAGAACCUUAGUUAUGGGAACAGGAAACUCAUUUUCACUGGAGAACAGGACCUUUGAUCAGUGACCUGUCUUUGCAUCUACUGGAGAACAGUCAAUAUUAUACACUGGAAAACAAUCCCUUCGAACAGAAGUUAUCCCUGUUCAGUCAAGCGUGGUUUUUCUUCAAAGAAAAGUUUAUCUCAUUAGGAGUAUCCAUUUUAUCUCAUUAGGAGUAUCCAUUGUUAAAAGCUGGUUUUGAAUUCCCGAAAGACAUUCUUGAUUCGUGGAACCAUUCAUCGUAGGACAUUUUCCAGCAAUAGAUCAUUUAAAUCACUGGUUAGCAGUAAUCAUCAUUAGACAUUAUCAGGAUAAUUCACUUUAGACUUUCCAUCAUAAAAACGCCAUCCUUCCUGAGGCUACUAUCCUCUUUCAGCAGUCAGCUCAAGUCAGCAAAGGACAUUUUAGUCAAUACAGAUAUUUACCAUAAACUAUACCUAAAAAGCAAUUCCCCUUUGCCUAUUUAAGUAUAAGUAUUCUUCUUUAAUGGCACUGAAAGAUAUACUGGGGAAAGGAAGCCUGUUCUCUCCCUUUCAAUCUCUUUUGGUGUCUAUUCUCUCUGCACCUCUUUUACUUGUUGCCACACACAACCUCAUGCAGAUUUUUACAGCUGCAGUUCCACCACAUCACUGUCAAUCCAACCUUACAUGGGACCAACUCCGUUCCCAAAAAGACUCCUGCAAUCGCUACAUCUCUUUGCUGUCCAAUGCCACUGAACCCUGCAAGCCAGGUGACUGGAAAUAUGACCUAAGUACAUACACUUCCACUAUCAUUAAUAAGUGGGAUUUGGUAUGUGAAAGAGAAUGGAUGAAAGAACUUGCACAGUCUAUCUACAUGGCUGGAGUGCUGUCAGGGGCAAUGGUGUAUGGAUCUCUUGCAGACAGGUUUGGACGCCGAAUAGUCAUCUUAUGUUGUCUUCUGCAGACAGCUUUAAUGGGAACUGGGGCUGCCUUUGCUCCUUCCUUCUCACUUUACUGUUUUUUUCGAUUCAUGGCUGGCAUGGGGAUCUGUGGUUUCAUCAUCAAUGACCUUGGAUUAACAAUGGAGUGGACACCAAUAAGAUAUCGUGCCACAGUUUCAGUGUUUCAAAGUACCUGUCUCACAUUUGGUCAGCUUAUCUUGGGAGGAGUGGCAUAUGUCAUAAACGACUGGCACUGGUUGCAGCUGGCACUAUCUGUACCAUACUUUUUUUUCUUUAUACUUGCCUGUUGGGUCCCAGAGUCAUUUCGCUGGCUUGUACUUGCAAAGCAUUCUCGGCAAGCUCUUUGCAAUCUGAAUCGAGUAGCAAGAAUUAAUGGAGACAAAGAUGGAAGCCCUGUUACUCUUGAGAUGCUGAAACUAGAAACUCCAAAUGAUUCCUCAGCGUUGACUUCCAGAAUGACCCCUAUUGAUCUUUUUCGCACCCCAGCUAUGCGGAAAAUUACCAUCUUCCUCUCUAUGACUUGGUUCUCCAGUAGUUUUUGCUUCUUUGCCCUGGCAAUGGAUGUUCAGAAGUUUGGCCUCAGUAUUUAUCUUGUACAGGUAAUUUUUGGAUCUGUAGAACUCCCUUUUAGAGUCUUGAGUACGGUUCUGGCUGCUUACAUUGGAAGACGAUUUGCAGUCUCUGGUUGCCUCAUUCUGGCUGGAGUCCUUAUACUGUGCAGUCUGGCAGUUCCUGAGGACUUAAUAAUAAUGCAAAUAUCUCUCAUUGUGCUAGCCAAGGGACUUUUUGGUUCUUCCAUUGUCUGUAGCUAUCUUUAUACCCCUGAACUCUACCCCACUGUGCUCAGGCAAACAGGGAUGGGAUUCACCAACAUGAUGAUGAGAUUGGGGGCGGUGGUUGCCCCCCUAGUUUUGAUGACCAAAACAUAUGCGCCAUUCUUCCUCCUUGUGAUUUUGGAACAGUGUUCCAUUGUCUGUGGACUGCAAUUUUAUUGCUACCAGAAACUGUCCAACUGUCCUCUACUGGAUACAGUGGAUGAAGUAGAAACUAGAGGCAAGAAUGCUACCCGUAAAAAUCUUGAUACAGAAUCGGUAUAUGGUACCAAGCUCUAGAAGACAUUUAAUUCAUAUGACAAUGUUAAAUUGUGCAAUGUAGCAGCAGUGGGUUCCCUCAUACCGUAGUCUAUACCUGUUUCACAAUAUCAUGGUUAAAUAUUCAUUAAGACACCGGACACCGGAAUUAAGACAUCAGAUGUACCCUCCAGUUCAGUUUCUUUAACCUGCUGACAUUUCUAUAUAUAGGUUUUCAGAACUGCAACAUAAAACUAUAACUACUAGUACAUUUGUCUUUUUACAUGAUCAUGGUAAUGUGUCUCAGACUUGUAGGAACUGUUUUUUUUAUAAUGUAUGUAUCUCCUACAUGAUGGUAAAAUAUUCUAUCUUCCAAACACAGUCUUUUGAAUAGCUAUUGGAUUGUUACAUAAACCAUACACAUAAGAUAAAUAUGUAGGCAAUGCGUCAUUGCUGACCUCCUUCUGAAAAUGCUUGUGUUGGAUAUCCUCUCGGCAAUGAGGGUCAUCUGCCCAAGGCUGUGGAUUGGAUGAAGUCAUCAGUUGCUAAGCAGAACUAAACAUGUGAGCUGUCAAUCUAGUGGCCCGAUAUUUGCAGUCUUAUCCCUUUACAAUAUUAAAGUGCCAAGAUACCACUCUCCAAAAAUAGCCAUUCUGUUCUGUUGGGAUCCUGGGUCUGGAAGUUGACAAUGACUUCAUCAACCUGCCUUUUGGCACAGAGUGAUCCACCCUUUUCAGCCCUCCAUCCCUCAGUCUGGUUCCAGGAGAUGAAGGCUGUGGCAGAGUGUAACCAACAGAAACCAUGGGGUGGAUUUACUUAUUAAACCUGCAGAGUUCAAAA
Messenger RNA from Rana temporaria (common frog), 3140 nucleotides. Its product is annotated as solute carrier family 22 member 6-like. The record is from RefSeq and is a predicted model, not a curated record. NCBI's taxonomy places the organism in Eukaryota, Metazoa, Chordata, Amphibia, Anura, Ranidae. Gene Ontology annotation, molecular function: transmembrane transporter activity. Gene Ontology annotation, biological process: transmembrane transport. Bases 795 to 2342 code for a protein of 515 amino acids. The transcript has 10 exons.